Molecule: messenger RNA, 2303 nt
Organism: Xenopus tropicalis (tropical clawed frog)
Lineage: Eukaryota; Metazoa; Chordata; Amphibia; Anura; Pipidae
Product: protein kinase C delta type
Exons: 12
Coding region: 369-1355 (328 amino acids)
Molecular function (GO): kinase activity; nucleotide binding; ATP binding
Source: RefSeq, a predicted model, not a curated record
UUUAUUACUUACCUUUCUAUUUAGUCCCUCACCUAUUCAUAUUCCAGUUUCUCAUUCAAACAACUGCCUAGAUAAAUAAAUAAGUCCCUAGCAACUGAGUAGCUGCUGAAAUAACACACUGGAGAACUGCUGACCAAAAAGCUAGGUAACUUGAAAACUACAACCAAUAAAAAAUGAAGACCAAUUGAAAAUUGUCUCAGCAUAUUAAUGUUUACAUCAUACUAAAAUUUGAUUAAAAGGUGAACUACCCCUUUAAACUGGAUAUAAAACAUAUGUAUUUUGGCUUCAUCUUCAGCUAUUAUCUUUCAUACCCACAGCCCUGUAGAGAAAUGAUUGGGAUUUGAGUGCUGUUUCAGCUCAGAUAUUAAAUGAUUAAAAUAUUUCUCUUUCCAGGUGCAAGCGCCCUUCCUGUAGGUCCCACCGGAUUACUUAACAGCUUCAAUUUCUAUAAGAUACUCGGCAAAGGAGGCUAUGGGAAGGUGCUGCUGGCGCGAGAGUUGGUCACCAAACAGCUGGUCGCAGUGAAGGUGGUAGAGAAGAACAUACUACUGAAUUCUGUGGCUAGCAUCAUGAUUGAGAAGGAAAUAUUAGAAGCUGCCAUGGACUGUAAGUUCCUCACAGAAGCAUUUGCUGCUUUUCACACUGAGGACAACAUCUAUUUCGUGAUGGACUAUUUAUCAGGUGGCUCCUUAUAUGACUUUUAUCAGCAGAACAAACCCCUUAACAUCAAUACCAUUCGGUUUCUGGCAGCUGAAAUGAUUUGCGGACUUAAAUCGCUGCAUUCCCUGGGAUAUAUCCAUCGGGACCUGAAACUAGGAAAUGUUCUGCUAGACAGCAGGGGUCAUGCCAAGAUAGCUGAUUUCGGCCUGGCUGCACACAUGAUUAAUGGUAAAGCCAAGGGCUGCGUUGGAACCCGCGGUUACGUGGCUCCUGAGGUUCUCUAUAGGGAUGAGUAUGAUUACACUGUGGAUUAUUACUCACUUGGUGUAACUCUAUUUCGGAUGGCCACCGGGCUGAAACUGGAACAGGAGCCUACACCGGAGUCUAAAGCUCAAAUACAUUCCAUGAGCCCCGAACUCCGGGACUUUAUCCUGAAGCUUGUGUGUGAUAAUCCUGAGGAAAGGAUGAGAUUCGUCUGCUCCAUAAAGGACCAUCCUUUUUUGGGGCCCAUUGACUGGGAGGCCCUGGAAAGUGGAAAACUUAAACCACCUUAUAUUAUGCCUCAACCUAAAAAAUUAGGUGAAUCUGUGCCCUAUGGGACACUAAUGCAAUCCAAAGGCGAGAAGAUCCCCCUCACCACUAGCCAACAGGAACUAUUCCGAGGCAUAUCAUUUGUCAGAAAUUGCAACACCUGACUCGUGUUUUAGAUAAAUGUAGAGAUGUUUCUGGAUAGCUGAGCAGAACCAGUGCCUAAUCUAUAGUUCCGGAGGAGCUAUAUAGCAGGAAUUUGUCUUGUCGCAAUGAGACUGCCAUCUUGACUGUUGCAAAAUGGUUCAAAAUGGAUCAACGUUAUGGAUAUGGGCCAGAACAAUGGACCUAAGAUAACCAAAAGCAACAGUAACAUCUGGAUAGGGGUCCCUAUACCACCAACCCCUCAACCCAAAAGGAGAUGUUUCACUGAAAAUGAUGGCCAGAAUCCAUUCCUAGAUUAUUUGAGAAGGGACCUGAAACUAGGAAAUGUUCUGCUAGACAGCAGGGGUCAUGCCAAGAUAGCCGAUUUCGGCCUGGCUGCACACAUGAUUAAUGGUAAAGCCAAGGGCUGCGUUGGAACCCGCGGUUACGUGGCUCCUGAGGCUCUCUAUAGGGAUGAGUAUGAUCACACUGUGGAUUAUUACUCACUUGGUGUAACUCUAUUUCGGAUGGCCACCGGGCUGAAACUGGAACAGGAGCCUACACUGGAGUCUAAAGGUCAAAUACAUUCCAUGAGCCCCGAACUCCGGGACUUUAUCCUGAAGCUUGUGUGUGAUAAUCCUGAGGAAAGGAUGAGAUUCGUCUGCUCCAGGAAUGUAGGAAUUUGUCUUGUUGCAAUGAGACUGCCAUCUUGACAAAGAUGUUGCAAAAUGGUUCAAAAUGGAUCAACGUCAUGGACAUGGGCCAGAACUAUGGACCUAAGAUAACCAAAAGCAACAGUAACAUCUGGAUGGGGUCCCUAUACCACCAACCCCUCAACCCAAAAGGAGAUGUUUCACUGAAAAUGAUGCCCAGAAUCCAUUCCUAGAUUAUUGGAGAAGGUGUGGGGGUUUAAUACUCACCCACCAAAGGGUUGAGGUUUUUUUUUGUUUUACUGUCUGUUUACUGUUAAU